Molecule: messenger RNA, 6578 nt
Organism: Oryzias melastigma (Indian medaka)
Lineage: Eukaryota; Metazoa; Chordata; Actinopteri; Beloniformes; Adrianichthyidae
Gene: ahdc1
Product: AT hook, DNA binding motif, containing 1
Exons: 6
Coding region: 883-5436 (1517 amino acids)
Source: RefSeq, a predicted model, not a curated record
AGAAAUUCGCCUUUUUUCUUAUCGAACUACACUUCCCGUGGGUACAGAGGCAGCUACGGGUGCCCGGACGGCUCUGACAGUCAGGCACGUUGGAAACGGCAGAGCGAAGCUGGGGCGCACAGGAGACAGAGAGCUUCAAUCGCAGAGGCGCGCGGUCGAUUUUCGCCUCCCGCAUUCUGGGGAGUCCCGAGGCUGUCAGCGGCGGCGCUGCGCGGGGCUUCAGCGCGGGCAUGUCAGCGCCUUCAGUGGGAAGAAGAUUGUGACAGAACCUCCCUUUUUUAUUUUUUGUUUUUUCCCCCCAAAAAUACCCCUCAUUUUUUUGUCUUUCUUUCGCGUAAUUGUGGGUGCAGAGAUUGAUGUGCGGCUUUUCUGUUGAGACGGCGGCGCUGGAGCGGCGUUUCCACUGAAGUGGGAGGACACUUGCUCCUCCGACGCGGGGAGCUCGCUCUCAUGACGGGGAAAUGCUGCUCGCCAGCGGCUGCGUGACCCGGGUGAGAAGAGGAGUGAGCACCGCCACCAGCCAGCGCUGACACCUCCAGCGCGCAGCGGGAGCGCCCCCCCUCAUCAUCAGACUUUGUCUUCUCCUCCCGCAACCAUGGGCAAAAGACAGAAGCAGAGGGAAGAGAGAGAAGUAUGUGAGCUCUCCACUGCAGUAUUGAUGACCCAAUGAUCCCCUGCAGAACAGAGCCAGUCAGGCAGACAGAGUGAGGCUCAACCCAGAAUCAAAAUCAGCGCCUCAGCCUUUUCGGUAAAAGCAUCCGACUGAGCAGGAUAUGAAUGGUGUGUGAAUCUUCUGCACUUUCCGGCUGUAGAGGACACAGAAAACACUCAUUCACGACAUCUGGAAGCAUCUUUUGCUGUUUUUACCUGACCGCACACUGAAUGAGCGGCCUGUCAGGUCAUCUACAUUCUGGGCAGCCUGGGCCUUCUGUGGGUUACGGUGAAAUUUGGCCCGAGGAGAGGGUCUGCGCAGCGGGCACUGAGGAGCUGGAGGGACCUGAGUUCUGGUCCGAAGAGCUCGUGCUGCAGAGGGAGUUCCAGGAUCACUCCUGUGAUGGACUGACAGCCGCGACUCCAGAUGACACUUCCUCCACCCCUCCGUCUGCCCAAGCCAACGGCGUCCAUCUGCAGAGGAGGUUUCAGCACGGCACAUGCUGGCAGAGGCUGACCGAGACCCAAGCGACUGCGGAGAGGCACACAUUGGAGUACACACCCAAGAGCAUGCAAACACACAUGGACCCAGACGUGCACGCACAGGCUUUUCAGCACAUGGAUGAUUUUGGACAUAUGGAAAUUAACACUCAUCCGAGUUCCAUAAGCUCCGAACUGACCAAAACUUUCACAUCUGAGGCCAUGCACACAACCUCACCUCAGCCUUUGUCACUUGCACUUGGCAAUCAUCCUGCCUCCACCAAUCAGCUGGCAGGCCCCAAACGGGUCGAGGAGACAGAGCCCCCUUCGACCCUUUGUCUCGCCCCAAACCCAAACACAGACUCUUCUUCUCUCCCCGCAGAGACAGAAAAGAAAUAUGCACUCCGCAGCUCCGGCCGUCCUCGCUUCCGCUGUCACCUGCGCAAAUCCUCCCGCCUGCGCCGAGGCGUAGACGAAAAUGAAAAAAAAGAGGGAAGAGAUAAGGGAGGGGAGAAGGAGGAUGAAGUACUGGAUAAGAAGAUCUGGAAGGUUAAAGAAGAGGAGGUGGCCAUUGGUAAAGAAAAAAAGCAUCCACCUGUGGAAGCUGUUCUGCCCACACCUACCUGUCACAUCGCUGUUGCUCUUCCUUUACCCAAACCUAAACCGGUUCCCAAAGCUCUGCCUAAACCUGGACCCAGACUUGGGCAUAAACCAGGUCCGAAAUCCAGAUGCAAACCUCCAGUGAAACCUACCCAUAAACCAGGACCUAAGAGUGUAAUGAGACAGCGUCAGGCAGCCCAGGCGAUGUACCAGCAAGCUGCUGCUGCUCACUCAUUUACCGCCACCCCCCCUGCACCUGUGUUGGCGAUCAAGGAAGAACUGGGGGGGUGUCCUUCCAGCAACAGCAGACGAGGGCGUUUUGUUGGUGUGAGGAAGAUUGUUGUCAAGGUGCCGCGCAUUCCUGUAAGCUUAAGCCGCAGACAGAAGAGCUACAAAAUUUCCAACGUGGAGACGGUAACAGGGGUGGAGAAAAGCAACGAUAGCACUCUGGAGGGCUCUGACGCAGUCCGAGAGCCGACGGCUCUCCUUCGCAUGAAGAACAACGGAAAAAGUGUUAUGGUGAUGUUCCCCCCUGGAGAACUGCCGGUUAUUCUCAAACGUAGGAGAGGUAGACCGCCCAAACAGGCGCUGCCAGGAAUACAGGUGGAGCCUGCAAACCCGGUGGUAGCUGGGGCUUCUGGAGAGCAGCCUAAAAAGCCACGCAGGCGACGUCGGACUAAACUCCCACUUCCUUAUCCCUCCUAUGUGAAUGAUACAAAUGAUGUGAAAAUAGAGUACGGAGAUGUCCUCUCCAAGCUGGCGUUUUUAAACCGCCAGCCCCCCGCCACCGGCCGCUGCUCACCUCCUCGCUGCUGGACACCCAGUGAGCCGGAGAGCUUUCACGUCCCUUUGGAGAACCCGGGAAUAUCCACCCUGCUCCACAAACUCACUGGGUUUAGACGUCCACGAGGCGGCAGAGGAGGUGGCAUCGGAAGAGGCGGGGGAGCGGCCGGCAGGCUCGGGGGCAGCGAGUGCAAUAAGAACACCUUCAGUGACUUUUUUGAAUCGAUUGGAAAGAAGCGGAAACUGGGCCCACUGUCGGAACACGGGCUACCCAGGAAAAGGGGGAAGAGUGUGGGAGGGGUGGGCAGGGGGGGCGGCAUGGUGGGAACAGAGCUGGGGAUCGAAAAGAUCGUGAAGAAGAGACGCAUGAGAAAAAACGGCGUGUUUAAAGGGAUGCCCAUGGGGCAGGAGUGGCCCAACGGAGCAGGAGGAUGGGGGGAGGAAGAGACUAUGCACAAAGAGAAAGGUUUGGGGGGCUUUCAACUCUGCAGAUCUUCAAGGGGGGGCUUUUCCUCAUGCGAGCUGGGGCUGGGAGGUGUUGACGGCAGUCCAGGCGGAGGCAGAGGGGGUGGGCCCGCCGGGGAGGACACACAGGGUCUUUUUGCUGGAUAUUUUCGGUCGCUGCUGGACUCCGAUGACUCCUCGGACCUGUUGGACAUCUCGUCCUCGCAGUCGGGCCGACACAAAGCCUCAUCUACGCCCGGAUAUGAGCCAUCCAGUCCAGUUGCUGGUCACAGCUGGUCUCCUGCAUUUUUGAAGUGGAACACUAAAGGGGCCAGUUCUGGCAUGGAGGGGUCAGCUCAGGCACACUGCUCCACCGCCAGGACUCCUUACAGCUACGGAACCAUGGCCCAAACAUCCCCCACCACCUCAACCUAUCCCAAAUCUACCCCUCCAUCACUCUCACAUUCCCCCAGCUCCCCCCAUCCAGCAUCGUACGGCCCCUACUCGUCGGGCUACUCCUGCUCCUCUCCUGCAGUCCCACAGAGGUCCUCCGACUGCAGCUUUGCUUAUGGUGGUAAGACCCCCCCUGUUGGUCAAGGUAGUUACUCUAAUUACCACGCAGCAGCCAAGCGGGGCUACAGCGGAUAUCCGUCAGCAAGCCAUUCCUCCUUGGUGAGGGGGGAGUCAACGGGACCCACGUCACCUGGAGGAGGGGGGUAUAUGUCAUUGGCCAAAGGCAGCUCCUUCAACUCCUCCUCCCCAGAGACCUACAAGCAGUACAACUCCAAUCAGUGGAGCUACAGACACAGCGGAUGGCCAUUGGACAGCUUCGGCUCUCAGUACCACGGCUACAGUGAAUACGGUUCCAAUGAAUCGAAAGACAUCCUGGAUAUUUCCAACUACACCCCCCAGAAGGCCAAGCGGCAACCCUUUCCCGAGAGCCUGUCGGAGUCCUCGUCUGAUUCCUCCCAUCUUGGCUCCACGGCCACCGUCAGUGCCCCCAGCGUCCCCGGCGUCACAUACAAGCAGAGCGAGGCUGCGUCUGUGAGCGUAGAGAGGGGUCAGUCCAGCCUUUCCAGCCUGGAAAAGCUGAUGAUGGACUGGCAUGACAGCGCCUCGGGACCGUCGUACAGCUGGAGCCAGAAUGUCCUUUUUCAAGGUGGGGGAACCAGCAAACCUGGCCGAGGUCGCAGAAAACGCGCUGAAUAUCUACUGGAGAAAGAGGGUGGUUCUGGAUUGCAUUCCGAUUCCCCGUCCAGUCCCUCCCCAACACCUACUCCAGGAUCGAAGCGCGGUGGAGUUGGAAGUCGAGGCAGGGGAUCUAGAGGGGGAAGGGGAGGCGUAUCUCCUUGUCAGAGGGAGCGUCCGUCGGGGUCCAAAGGCAGGGGGAAAGCUGUCGCUGCAUCGGGAGUCGGGCAAGUGGUGUCAGCUGGAGGUCCCGAGGGUUCUGGUCUGUUUCACGAGGGGUUGGACUAUUAUAGUGGAGAUAGUAGCAGUCUUUCUCCACUGACGACUCCAAACCCUGCUCCACCUUCCAGCUACCUCCAGGAACCCUGUGAGUACCCCUCCCCUUAUUCAGCCAACCCCUCCACACCAUCCUCUGAGGAGCGAUAUCCGACUUUAUACCCCGGUGAGUCCUGCUCUUCUCUUUCACCGAGCGUCUCAUCCCCCCCUUAUCCUCCUAAGCCCACUCCGCCUCCUCAGUCUUAUCACCUCGCUCCAUCUAGGACCUUCUCACCUUCAUGCUCCCCCUCGCCACGGUUAACUCCCCACUGCAGCACAGCUCUCAGCCCUUCCCAUCGCCCCCCUCCCAAAGACCUCCAGUUUUCGCAGUACGACUCCCCCAACUACUGCGGCUCCCCCUACUGGUACGGACAGACAUCCCACAGCAGCAGCCCCAGCCCCCACUCAAACCCCAUAUCCGUGCACGCGCACACAAGUCCUCACGGAAACACCCACGCUAAUUCUCACGCCAGUCCGGCGGCACAUCCACAGGCGCACCUGACUCCCAGUGAGACGCACCCACACGGCACCCAGCUCCACACAAACCUGGGCUCACACAGCAACUCACACCUCCAGGGCAGCCUCCUCACCCACUCAAACAGCCAACCCCACCACACCACGCACCACCCAUCACAUUCACACCCGAACCUUAGUCCCAGCCUGCACUCCCACUCUACACCUGCUCUCUACGAGGAGCGCAGCCCUCCAUCUGCCAUGACUCCCAACAAGCGGGAUCUGACAGCCCAUGCCCUGAGUGCAGGCCUCUGCCAGGGCCCCUCGCCUCUCUCCCCUUACCCCAAACCCCCUCUGGACCCCUCGUCUCACCAAGAGGACGCUAGUGGCUAUUCCCUGCCCCAUCAAUCCUACCAGGGCAUAGGACACCGCUACCCCUCCCAGGUGACUCAGGGUGGAGGGGUGCUGUGCCAGCUUCUGGACACAGCCAGUGAUGACAGCUUCAGCGUCACCAGCCUGUAACAGCAGGUGCAUCCAACUCAAGCUUUUACAGAUUUGCAAACAUUUCUUUCUUUUUUAAAGGAGACUUUCUUUGUGAGAGACUGUGAAACGAAGGGUGAGAAUUUAGCUGCCAGCUUUUGGACAGUAAAGCUUUAAUUCUCCAGCACUGACAAUCAAGAUCAACCCACACACCCAAGCAUGUACAUACACGAACACACGCAAAACAUGCAUGUGCAGAUUUGACCACUACCUAGCCAUAAAUACAUGAAAUCAAAUGUGAGCACCCUCUGCACUGGAAUGAGAGAAUGACCAAGAGGAGCUGACGCACUUGUGGACUAAAAUACUUUUGUUUUUGAGUCUGUAUAACAUGCAGUAUUUCACCAAAUCUUGUUUUGUUCCUAAAACGUUUUUUUUUUUAUUGUUGUUUUGCUUUUAUAUGUUUUUAUGUUGUCUCCCAACUUCCCCUCCUCUGCUAAACCAGCAACCAUUCUGCACUCCGAUCAUUUAACUGUCUUGUGCCACAAUCAAAGCCGUACCUGAGCCGAAAUUACAACUCUUUAAAAUACCGCGAGCCGAGCCGACGUCCUGCUCCGUGCGCUCCUGUGUCGUGUCUCAUACGAGUAUGUCUGCUCUUGAAAAUACCAGCAUCUGUACAUACAACUCCAGCUACAAACCAGGGGGCCUCUUGUUGCUCCAGAGGCCUGUCAUCUGUGUGUUAUGCCGUGGUUUCUCUGCUUUGUGAGGAGGGGGAGGACUGCAGUAUGGAGACUCAACAUCCUGUGUUUUUUGCUGUUUUCGCUACAAGGAAAGGAGACAUUGAUAUUACGCAAUGGCCCCAAAGAGACUUUUAUUUUCUGUGUGCGAAUGCAAGACGCAUUUUGCGUGACUGCACUGAUGCAUGUAUUUGUGUGCAUAUUCUCUAUCUGUGUGUGCGUGCGCGCGCGUGUGUGUGUGCUAGCCUGUGGGGUCGAAAGGAGUGAAACUCCCAAGACGCCAACAUUUUGGCGGGGCCUUGUUCAUUCUUUCACUCUCCCUUCUUUUUCUGUGGUCUUGUGUUGUUUGGUGGUUUUUGUGAUGAACAAAAAAAAUUGUAUAUCAAGUCUGUUAAUAUCAUGUAUGUAUCUAAGGUGAAAAAUAUUUAAAUACACAUAAUGUUCUUGCCA